AUGGAUCCAGAAAGUGCUCCUGGACCAGAUGGUUUUUCAGGCAUAUUUUACAGAAGCUGUUGGGAUAUAAUCAAAACUGACUUAGUUGAUGCUAUUCAAUUCUCUUGGAGGAGGAAAUUUAUACCCAAAGGAAUGAAUUCAAGUUUCUUAGUCUUAUUGCCUAAAAAUCAAGGUGCAAAAGCUGCAAAUCAGUUUAGGCCAACUGGCUUAAGUAAUGUGGUUUUUAAAAUCUUCACAAAGUUGAUCACCAGUAGGAUGUGUGGGUUAAUGAAGAAGUUAAUAUCUUCUCAGCAGGCUGCUUAUGUUCAUGGGAGAAGCAUUCAUGAACAAGUAAUGCUGGCAUCUGAACUUGUGAAUGAAAUGAAAUUUAAAAGAAGAGGAGGAAAUGUUGGAAUCAAGCUUGAUAUUUCCCAAGCCUAUGAUACAGUUAGUUGGGAGUUCCUAAUUAAAGUUAUAAGGAAAUAUGGAUUUUCCUCAGCUUGGUGUGAAUGGUUGAUUACUCUAUUCAGAUCAGCAAGAAUUUCAGUGAUGGUCAAUGGUGGUCCAUGUGGUUUUUUUCAAGUUGAGAGGGGAUUAAGGCAGGGAGACCCAUAUCUCCAAUUUUGUUUGUGUUAA
This is a messenger RNA of Papaver somniferum (opium poppy), 615 nucleotides long. RefSeq lists its product as uncharacterized. The transcript has a single exon. The record is from RefSeq and is a predicted model, not a curated record. NCBI's taxonomy places the organism in Eukaryota, Viridiplantae, Streptophyta, Magnoliopsida, Ranunculales, Papaveraceae. The coding region runs from base 1 to 615 and encodes 204 amino acids.